ACUUGGGGCGGACAGAACUCGCGUCUGGCCGUGUACCCUGCUUCGGCCCAGCCCCGGGCGCGCCUGCCGAUCGGCCGCCUCCCUCCCUUCGCUUCACGUGCUGCCCCAGGCACCCGGGGCGCGGAACUGGCAUGAAAAGGGCCUCCGACAGCUGUCGGAGAAGCUGUCGCCAAGAAGCUGGUUGAACCGGAGAGGAGGGCCCUGCUCGGACUGGUUUCCCCCACAGCCUCCCCUGCUGUGUUCACCGCCUCUCCCUCUGCGCUUCCGAGGGUCUUCUGACCGAGUUUCAGCGAGAACAGGGCUUUACUCGGGGUAAUGACCUGCAGGCAUUCCUUCCACCGUCACUUCACCAUCUACCGUGGGCUGGGCAACGUGGAAAGUACAGGAGUGCCAGCGGGCAACAGGACAGAUUCACUCCUGGAGACGGAGCGUGGAGAGGGGAAGUUCUGCAGCUCAGCCAGGGGGUGUACCAGGGGUCAGUAAUGACCGACUGUCACAGGAAGUCACGUCUAGUUCGUUUUUAAACUUUUGCUUUAGUUGCACAAAUCGUAAGUGUACAUCCCACCCAGAUUUCGCACAGUGAACCUUUCUUACCUGGGCUACGUGCAUCCAGAAUUUAUAAAACACUCCUAGCUCUGCAGAAACCCUUUUACCACUUCCAAUCCCUCCUUCCUGCAUAACCACUCUCCUGGCUUCCGACCCCAUCAAAUAGUUUUACGUCGUUUUGAACUUUUGGGGGUUUGUUUUGACCUUUGAAGAUUCGGCAAAGAGUGAGGACGCUGUGCUCUUCCAGCUGCUGCAUAGCUAGAGCCAAGCUCUCCACCGGCCCUUCAUCUCCGGCUCUGUCUCGGAUCAGGGCAGGCUCUGCUCCACAGGGUGUCCUCCCAGAAACCUAGGCUGAAAAAGCCUCUACCAUCAGGGACAUCUUGGUCACUGUGGUAGGAAGAGAACAUGGCAAGUCUCCCAUCCAAGUAACUGCCCUCCCAUUUCAGCAUUUACCUAGGAAGCCCCUGUAAAGAGCCACCUGCCAGCUUGCCCUUCCCCAGACCCCGAAUGCGCUGCAGGCCGGGCAGAGCGGAGAGCAGUCACUCUCCUGGUCAUGCUGAUCCUGUGCUCUGAUGGCUAUUCCAUGAGUUCAAGACUGGGUCCCCUCCCUUCUCCCGUGUCACCAAUGCCUGGUCUCCAGGGGUUAGUUUUGAGCCUAACACUAUGGCAUCACGCACCUCCUUCCCAGCUUCUGGCUCCAGGUCCAAGAAGCCUUUGGGCAAGAUGGCUGGCUGGCUCAGGCAGGCCCUGUCGAAGAAGCCCAGAGAGAUGCCUGUGUCCCAGGAAAGCCCCGCCUGUGAUGCUCCACCGCAGUGCUCGCAGGACGACCCCCCACCCUCGGGACUCAGCUCUCCCGCACCAGUCUCGUCUCCCGCGGCGGCCUCGUCUCGUGGCCUGCCACCCGCACAGGAGGGUGCCGCCAGCAGCAGCGGUGGUGGCCGCUGGAGCAGGGACUACGACGUUUGCGUGUGCCACAGCGAGGAGGACUUCGCGGCCGCGCAGGAGCUGGUGGCCUACCUGGAGGACACCUCCGCCAGCCUGCGCUGCUUCCUGCAGCUGCGCGACGCGGCCCCCGGCAGCGCCAUCGUGUCGGAGCUGUGCCGGGCGCUGGACAGCAGCCACUGCCAGGUGCUGCUUAUCACUCCCGGCUUCCUACGCGACCCGUGGUGCAGGUACCAGAUGCUACAGGCCCUGAGCCAGGCCCCGGGCGCCGAGGGCCGCACCAUCCCCCUGCUCGCGGGCCUGGCCAGGGACGCCUACCCGCCCGAGCUCCGCUUCAUGUACUUCGUGGACGGCCGGGGCCCGGACCGAGGCUUCCGCCAAGUCAGGGAGGCCAUCCUGCGCUAUCUGCAGACCCUCAGAUGAUGCCUCUUAUGUCACCAUGGGACCAGAAGCCUGGCACAAAGCUGGAGAGCAAGUGAGAGAGCCCAGGGCCUGGGGUCCAGCAGGUGUGACAAGGCCUAAGGAGCCAGAGUUGGUAGCUCUUUGUAUGUGACCUGGGGAUCAGGUUGCCUAGCAGUCCCCAUUAUUGCUGGGGACUCCCCCAGGAAGGCCUUGGGGAAACUGGGGACUCCCCCAGGAAGGCCAUGGGGAAGCUGGGGACUCCCCAGGAAGCCGUGGAGCAGCCAGAAACUGGAGGUGGUAGGAGGAGGUGCUGAUACCAAGAUGACCACCAAUGUUUUGCCUCUUCCUCAUUGGACGUGAGUCUGGCACAUCCCUAGGUCUCCUUCGCCUGGGAGUGGGCACAGGUGUAGAGAUGCAUUCCUCCUAAACAGGUGACUCACCCGAUGAAUCAGCCAGCAGUCUCACGUGCGUAUCUCAUGGAUGGGAAAGCCCUGGAACAGCUGUCAGGAGAAAGCCGAAGGUAUCAAGUCUCGCGCACUCACACUGCUGCCGUUCUCUCGCCCUUCGCUCACUUCAGGAAGCUACAUGAAAAAUACACUCAGCAUGCUACUGCAUUUAUUUUUGCUGCAUGCAUGUCAUUAAAGACUCAAACCUAGAAACUUCCCUGAAUAGACAGGAGAGGACUGGGACUAGGUGGGAUGAAGAGAAGGAAAGCUCAGACCUCUUACCUUGGAUCAAAAGCCCACCCAUGUUUUGACAUUUAAGAGGCUUCACUGGGGGCCUGGCUAGAGCUCCAGCUUUACUGUGAAGCUCACUCAUUGAGGCGUACGUGCUGCUUCAGCCCUGCGCCCAGAGAGCCAGCGUCUCCCUCCAGCAGACAACUGUGUACCUGGUAGGACUGGUAAGGUUUCGUCCAUCUGUUCUCAUUAAGAGUUGGUUGUUGAACUGAAAUAAGUUUUUUGUUCCACCAAUAUGUACUUUUGUGCUUUUCUCACUUCCCCUUCCUUAUAAUGAAAAAUAUUUAUACAUAUAUAUUUUUUUGUAAUUGAGAUACAAUUGGCAUAUGACAUACAUUAGUUUCAGUGUAUGAGUCGAUAUUUGUAUAUAUUGUGAAAAACUUGUAUAUUUUUAACUAGGAAUUAUUUUAUUACACACAAAAUGACUAAAGCAUACUAUAACGUAUACUUCUGUACCUUCCACCCAGCUUGAGAAGCAAAACGUUACAAUCCCUAGUGUGCCCCAUUUUGUGUCCUUGUUUUCCUCCCUCCUCCCACCAGAAGUGACCACUAUUCUGAAUUUUGAAUUCAUCCUCCUGAGCCUUUGUCUAGAAAUUUAUUACAGAUGUAUACAUCCCUGACAACAUACUUUUUUUAAUGGUUUCAUUUUUUACAUAAAUAGCAUUAUGAUGGUGUAUUCUGCAAAUUCCUUUAGCAAAUUUGUAAGAUUUAACCAUGUUGAAGCAUGUAACUGCAGUAAAUUCAGUUUCAACCCACUAUGUAAACACACCACUAUUGAACCACACAUUCUGUUCCAAAUGGACAUUCGGUUUCUAGUUUUGCUAUUAAAAACAGUGAGCCUACAAACAUUUUUGUCCAUGUUUCCAUGAACAAGAUUUUCUAGGAUUUAGCCUAGACGGGAAACAGCGGGAUAGAAAAGCAUAUGCAUAUUUAGUUUUGGUAAAAGAUACCAAAUUUUCUCCCCACUCAGUUGUGGCAAUUUAUGUCCCCACCAUUUGUGUCUUGAGUUCCCACUGUCUGAUGUUCUUGCUAACACGUAAAAUUACCAGAUUUUAAAAUAUUUGCCAAUCUGGUGAGUGAAAACUGGUCUCCUAUUAUCAUAAUAUUUAUACUUUCAUUUUUACCUUUUUUCUGAAGAUUUAAAAAAAAUUUUUUUUUGAAGAGAGGGUAAAGAAGGGAGAGAUGGAGGGAAAUCUUGAUAUGCAAGAGAUAUGAUCGGUUGCCUCUGUCAUGCCCCCAGUCAGGGACCUGGCCCGCUACCCAGGCAUGUGCCCUGAUCGGGAAUUGAACUGGCGACACUUUGGUUUGCAGGUCAGUGCUCAAUCCACUGAGCCACACCAGCCAGUGAGUUCUUUUUACCUUUUUCAUGAAAAUUUGAUGAAUCCAUAUAUGAUGAUGAAUCCUAACACCCAGCUUCAACAAUUACGAACUCAGAGCUUUUAUCAGCAAUUACCCUACUCUCCCAGGUGUUAUUUUAUUCCUGUAUUUUUAAGCAUGUAUCUCUAAAUUAUUAGAUUUUUUUUAAAAAAUGACAAUAUGAGAGUACCUUUUAAAGAAUAGAUGUUUCUUUUUUUUUUAAGAUUUUUUAAAAAUUUUUAUUUGAGAGAGGGGAAGGAAGGGGGAGAGGGAGAGAAACAUCUGUGUGUGGUUGCAUUUUUCACGCCCCCUGCUGGCGACCUGGCCUGCAACCCAGUCGUAUGCCCUACACUGGGAAUCGAACCAGCGACCCACUGGUUCACAGGCUGGGGCUCAAUCCACUGAGCCACACCAGCUGGGGCUAUUUUUUUUAAUAUAAAAACUUUCACCUAUUACUUUGUAGUCUGUGUUUCAGUGUCUUAUUGAGAAAAUCCUUCCUUACUCAGAAAAAGAAAGUCUUUUCUUUCAGAAGUGUUUCACACAUGGGUCUUUAAUGCACCUGGAUGUUUUCUUUGGGUUUGUUUUUGUUGUUGCUAUUGGCUUAUAAGUCAGAGAUCCGUUUUCCCCUCAUGUUAUUUACUGAUUAGUCCAUCCUCUCCCCCCAGCUGACUGUAAUGUCAUUGCUUGUCAUAUGUGGCCUAGUCCUGGGUUCUCCGGUCACCUCCAUUUGUGUGUGCCUCCUUGUCAGGGGCAUGCAGCUUAUUAUGGUUUUUAAUAAGCCCUGAUAACUUGUGUGUUAGUCCUUCCUACUACCCUUCUUAUUCACCAAAAUCACUUUGACCUUCCUGUUCCUUUACUCUUUCAUAGAAAUUGUUUAUUCAGUUUAUAGGAAAAUGCCUGUUUUGUUUUUUUCCUAUUGGGGUGACAUAGAAUUGAGAGAUUCAUUGGGGAAAAAUUGAUUUUUUUAUAGUAUUUUAUCUUCAUAAAAAUGGUAUGUGUCUGCUUUUUGAUGUCUUUAAAUGUAUUUCAGUAAAGCUUUAUAAUCUUUUUCCAGGUUGGUCAGUCACAUAUUUUAUUAGAUUUAUUCCUUAGUACUUCAUAUAUUCUGUUGCUACUGUAUUAUUUUUUAAUUAUAUUUUUCUCUAUUACAAUAGCAAUUACAAUUUAUUUUGCAUACUGACCCCAUACUGAGCAAGCCACUUAUUCUCUAAGACCAUAGAUUUUGUUGCGUUUCUGUAAGACAGUAUUACAAUUUUAAAACAAAACUUCAUCUUUCUAUGCUGCCUAG
Messenger RNA from Pteronotus mesoamericanus, 5271 nucleotides. RefSeq names its product TIR domain containing adaptor protein (gene TIRAP). Bases 1210 to 1911 code for a protein of 233 amino acids. The transcript is spliced from 6 exons. Gene Ontology annotation, molecular function: Toll-like receptor 4 binding; Toll-like receptor 2 binding. The record is from RefSeq and is a predicted model, not a curated record. Lineage: Eukaryota; Metazoa; Chordata; Mammalia; Chiroptera; Mormoopidae. Gene Ontology annotation, biological process: regulation of stress-activated MAPK cascade; positive regulation of tumor necrosis factor production; positive regulation of chemokine (C-X-C motif) ligand 2 production. Gene Ontology annotation, cellular component: plasma membrane; cytoplasm.